Lates calcarifer (barramundi perch) is the source of this 765-nucleotide messenger RNA. RefSeq names its product pleckstrin homology-like domain family A member 1. Lineage: Eukaryota; Metazoa; Chordata; Actinopteri; Centropomidae. The coding region runs from base 200 to 661 and encodes 153 amino acids. The record is from RefSeq and is a predicted model, not a curated record. Gene Ontology annotation, biological process: positive regulation of apoptotic process. Gene Ontology annotation, molecular function: phosphatidylinositol phosphate binding. The transcript is spliced from 2 exons.
CUGUGACCAGCAGCCAGACAGUCAGACAGGCAGGCAGGCAGCCUCCUCACUACAACCGACAGCACUCACCACCGCAGUCACAGCAGCAUCUCAUGCCUUCAGCUGCUCCGGGAUAGACAGCGGUCCAUCUGUCCGUCCGUCGGUCAGUCAGUCUAGUCAAGCAGUCAGGAGGGUGGAAGCCUGAAGCUCCCAGGUGAAGAUGCUGGAAAACGGAAGGAAGGUGUUCAAGGAGGGUCUGCUGGAGAAGCGGAGCGACGGGCUGCUGCAGCUCUGGAAGAAGAAGCACUGCGUCCUGACCGAGGACGGCGUGCUGCUGCUGCCGCCCAAGCAGCACGACCACCCGCAACACCAUCAGCCGCACCACGGCGGCGGGGACACGGGCAAAGUCAAGGAGCUGCACUUCGCCAACAUGAAGACGGUGGACUGCGUGGAACGGAAAGGCAAGUACGUCUACUUCACGGUGGUCAUGACGGAGGGGAAGGAGAUCGACUUCAGGUGCCCGCAGGACGAGGGCUGGAACGCAGAGAUCACCUUGCAGAUGGUCCAGUAUAAGAACCGGCAGGCGAUCCUGGCCGUCAAGUCCACCCGGCAGAAGCAGCAGCUGCUCGUCGUGCAGAUGCCCGGCCAGAAGACGGUCCGCAGCUCGCCGAACGUUGCGUGACCUGCGGCGAGUCCCGCGGACAUUGGUGCGCCAUCAGCGGUUAAUUGGACACUCAGCUGGAGGAUGAAUAUCGACCCGGGCUGCACCUCCCCCUGCCGUUUCAC